AUGCCGGCACCACUCUGGCACUGGCAGUACUUCCAAACCCAACCACAUGACCUCAAAUUGGCUGGCAACAAGGACAACUACAAUGGUGCACUAUGGAACAGGAAGAUCAACAGGCACUGGAGCAUGGUAUCAUCUCCAAAGUUUGACCACAAACUGAACACCUUCAUUGGGCCAUCUCACUUCUGUGAACUUGUAUCCCCUGAGGCUAAGGAUAGGCUGGCCUCAGAACGUGCGCGUACUUGCUCCUCAGCUGCCUUAAUUCCUUGGUCCACAGGAUCAACCCCAGAUCGCGGAAACAAUAGCAAGACAUUGCCGUACCCAGCCCUCCCCAAAAUUUACCACUUGCUGUCAAAGGAGCAACAGACAGAGUUUAAUUCCGAUCUCUGUAAACUGUGGGUUGCAAAUGGGUUUGCCUGGCAUGCUAUCAAUGCACCGGAAACCCAUAAGUUCUUUCAGAAGUGGCUACCAAAUGCAAUGUUGCCCGAUUGA
Molecule: messenger RNA, 489 nt
Organism: Rhizoctonia solani
Lineage: Eukaryota; Fungi; Basidiomycota; Agaricomycetes; Cantharellales; Ceratobasidiaceae
Exons: 4
Coding region: 1-489 (162 amino acids)
Source: RefSeq, a predicted model, not a curated record